This is a messenger RNA of Ruditapes philippinarum (Manila clam), 1422 nucleotides long. Its product is annotated as cadherin-related family member 1-like. The record is from RefSeq and is a predicted model, not a curated record. Gene Ontology annotation, molecular function: calcium ion binding. Lineage: Eukaryota; Metazoa; Mollusca; Bivalvia; Venerida; Veneridae. The transcript has 10 exons. Gene Ontology annotation, cellular component: plasma membrane. Gene Ontology annotation, biological process: homophilic cell-cell adhesion. Bases 508 to 1422 code for a protein of 304 amino acids.
GAGAUAACGCUUAUCGUUGUAAUGCACAGCAUAGCCUAGAUGAAGUCCUAUCAAUAACUGAUAACUGUAUUCAUCUGUACAAAUAUGUCAGUUAUGAAGGAAGAUCACAAAUGUAAUGGAAACUAAUUCGAUUUAAGCUAUACUAUUUUAAAAUUUUCAGAUAUAAUAAGUCUAGCAACAUGGUUAUCAGCGUUAAUGAAUUAAAAUGCCGGCAUAGAAUCCUGGUUAUACUUGUUUUAGUAAUAGGUAUGUAUGACUUUUAUAUUGUAUUUUGAUUAUUAAUUACUAGUAAUAACAAUCCACUUUUAACUGUUGCUAUCUUUCGGGUUGUUCUUUUUUUUUUCUUGGUUUAUUUUCUCGAAUAAUAUAGCAUUUGUAGCAAGCAUUCUACCUUUUGACACAGUUCUGACAAUCAAAGAAUGGAUUAAUAAAAAAUAAUCGAGGUGCAAGAUAUGUUGAAAAACAAAUACUGUUACCCAUUUACAUCCUGGAGUUUUUUUUCACAAAAUGAUGCUAUGCUUAAUCUAUAUUUACUAUAGAUUUGAAAUUAUGUUGCGAUUUCUUUCAACUUUAGGCUAUGCAAAUGCUGGAUCGCCUUAUAUAGCUGAAUCUAUCCCCGACAGCUCAUAUUCAUCUCAAUAUGAGAAUUUCAAUGGAACUGUUUGUAAACUUCACAUAAAGGAUUCUGAUGGAAAUGACCACAUCAGAGUUAAACCGGACAGUGACGAUACACGCAUUUAUUUCAGUUUUGAACCAGAGAAUGGUACAAAUGAUGUCUGGAUCAAUAUAAUAACAAAACAAGAUUUAGACAGGGAAACCUUAGGAGGUACGAUAAACAUAAAACUCAUAAUUACUGAUGAUCAACACAAUGAGAUUAAAUAUGAACAUUUAGUUUAUAUCCUUGACGUAAACGACAAUGCACCAAAGUUUUACAAUUUGCCUUACACAUUAAAGAUAGAUGAGUUACCCUGCAACAACAACAACAACACGAUUGUUUACGAUAAGAUCAAAGCUAACGAUAUAGACAAUGGCAAAAAUGGAACAGUAACUUAUUCUAUGAAGCCAAUAGCGCAGACUCCUGAAUUGGAGGACGUGUACAAGAAAAAAUUUUCAAUUGACGUAUCCACAGGUGAUGUAUCUUUAGAAGAAUGUUUAGACUACGAAACUAAUAGUUAUUACCAAUUUAAUGUAAUUGCAACGGAUGGUGGGCCAAACGGAGGUAAAAGCAGUAGUGCUGAGCUUAUAAUCCGUGUUCAAGAUGUGCAGGACAUGCCUCCUUUCUUUACUGGUUUACCGUACAUGAUGACCGCUCAUGAAAAUAUCAAAAAUAAUGCAUCACUGAUUAAAGUCGCUGCUAAGGAUGGUGAUACCGGUGUAUCUAAUAGAGUGUCUUACAGUAUAUCAGGUAUGUUUGUACCAUAG